Messenger RNA from Gastrolobium bilobum, 1209 nucleotides. Its product is annotated as F-box/kelch-repeat protein At3g23880-like. The record is from RefSeq and is a predicted model, not a curated record. The coding region runs from base 1 to 1209 and encodes 402 amino acids. NCBI's taxonomy places the organism in Eukaryota, Viridiplantae, Streptophyta, Magnoliopsida, Fabales, Fabaceae. The transcript is spliced from 4 exons. Gene Ontology annotation, molecular function: protein binding.
AUGUGUGAGUUUCUUCCACAAGAGGUAGUGGAGGAAAUCCUCCAUCGUUUACCAGUCAAAAGCAUUGGUAAAUGCAUGUCAGUGUGCAAAUCAUGGAAUAUUAUGAUAAAAAGUCAUUCCUUUAUAUUCUCACACCUCUCUAGACCCUCCCUUCCUCUCUUCCAUGUCUCUGAUUUGUCCCUCUCAGAUCUUGAUCUUUGUACGGUGCAUUAUUCUCUUUACUCCCCAAAAAGAAUUAGAGUAUUCUUAUCUGUUGCUCCUAAUAGUAACGAACAUGUUUCGUUCAUAGGCUCCUCCAACGGCCUCGUUUGUCUGUCUGUGUCCUACAUUUACUAUAAUAUCAGCCUAUGGAACCCUGUCACACGUAAACACCUCCAACUCCCAAACCCACCUAAUCCACCAUAUUAUUAUGAUAGUUUAACGUUCUCUUACGGAUUUGGAUUUGAUUCCAAGAACAAUGAUUUUAAGGUUGUGCGACUCUAUUAUCCCGAAGGAAGAUUCAGUUAUCCUCCUAAGGUUGAGUUAUAUUCCCUCAAUGAAGGUGCAUGGAGGGACAUUAAUGCCUCACACAUCAAAUUAACUGUCAAAAAACUUCAUCAACACUCAUUUCUUAAUGGGAACGUGCAUUGGCUUGCCACGCGCGGGACUGAUCCUUUUCCGCGGCGUAAUGAUUGCAUAUUGAUGUUCGAUAUGGUGGAGGAGAAGUUCAACACUAUGGAGCUUCCGGAGCAGCUGAAUAAUACUAUGAAUGCUAUGCCUUAUGGAAUUUGUUACAACAUUACUGUGAUUGAUGGUUGUUUUCUCUCUUAUACAGAAAAGUUUUGCACGCUAUGGGGAGUGAGCACAAGGAGUGAGAUUUUAGUGUUCCCAUCAAAAACAUAUGAUGGACUGCGUUCCUUUGAUCUCAAGAGCCAAGAGAUUAGGGAUAUUGGGAUCAAACUUAAAAUAACAGAUGUAUGUUCUAGUGAUUUCAAGCCAAGCAUGGUUUUACUAGACAAAGAUAGCUAUGAUGGUCAUUCGGUGAGGGUCCGAGAUAAUGAAUCGUCUGCAAGGUGCAAGUGUUGGGGGCCAAACAGCAAGUUGAAAGAUGUUCAACAUGUCAGCGGCAGAGGGACUUUGCAGAGAGCUUGGUUUUACUUGACAAAGAAAGCAAUGUCGCUGUGUCAUUGUGAGGCCAAGAGGAUGAAUCGCCUUGAAGGUGGAAGUUGA